Messenger RNA from Astyanax mexicanus (Mexican tetra), 3761 nucleotides. It is a transcript of the gene arhgef18a, whose product is annotated as rho/rac guanine nucleotide exchange factor (GEF) 18a. Gene Ontology annotation, molecular function: guanyl-nucleotide exchange factor activity. Bases 207 to 3047 code for a protein of 946 amino acids. Gene Ontology annotation, cellular component: plasma membrane. Gene Ontology annotation, biological process: regulation of Rho protein signal transduction. The record is from RefSeq and is a predicted model, not a curated record. Lineage: Eukaryota; Metazoa; Chordata; Actinopteri; Characiformes; Acestrorhamphidae. The transcript is spliced from 20 exons.
GUACAAACGUCAGGCAGCUGGAGAGAGUGUGUGCUGUUCACAGGAGCUGGACUGUUUGUUUCAGCAGAUAGAGAGAGCAAAAAAGAUAGAGAGGGUGGGAGGUGCGGUUGACAGUGUGUUGGUGGUCAGAUAUGAAAGUGUCUGGACUCCUCCAGUAACUCCUUGUACUGCAAGUGAGCUGGUUUAAAGGUGACAAACUCAACAGGAUGGAUGAGCCCGACCUGAUCAGACCAAAAGUCCUGCCAGAAGAUUUGGUAUCGCUGAACCCUAGUGCUGCUGACAACACCAAUACUGAAGAUGACCCGUACUCCAUCUUGAGAGAGGAUCUGGAGACUGACGCUCGUGACUUUGAGUCUCCAACGUGGAGUUUAGCCGUAGAUCAGCAGUAUCUAAAGGCUUAUUCCAAAGAUGCCAUUAAGAGACAGGAUGUCAUACAUGAGCUGAUCCAGACGGAGAUAAAUCACGUGCGGACGCUGAAGCUGCUGCUGGGUGUGUAUGCCUACGAGGUGCGAUGCUCUCUGCAGAAGGAGGAGGUUCAGCUCGAGCGACUGUUCCCACGUCUGGAACACUUACUGAGGGAACAUCAGCAGUUCCUUAACCGACUCAAGCAGCGCCGCCAGGACUGCCUUGAACCGGACAGCAAGCAGAACUACACCAUAAAUAAGAUAGGAGAUAUCCUCCUGGCUCAGUUUUCAGGUGAGCUGAGGAGCAGGCUGCUGGAUGGUUAUGGUGUGUUCUGCAGUUGUCACACUGAUGCAAUGAACUACUACAAAGAUCUGCUGCAGAACAAUAAGAAGUUCCAGAAUUUAAUGAGGAAAAUUGGUCAGAUGGCGAUUGUAAGGAGACUAGGAGUGCCGGAGGGGAUUCUCCUUGUAACGCAGCGCAUCACCAAGUACCCGGUUCUGGUGGAGAGACUCAUUAAGAACACUGAAGAUGGAACAGAGGAGCACAAGGAUCUAACGUUGGCUUUAAAGUGCCUCAAGGAAACCAUAUCUCUGGUGGAUGAGCAGGUGCACCACUACGAGAAGCUGCGGGAGCUGAUCGCCCGGCUGGAGCCCAAAUCGCUGGGCAGGAUGAGUACCGGACUGCACAUUCGCCGGGAGGAGCUCCUCCAGCAUGGUCGGAAGCUGCUUCGUGAAGGUGUACUGAGCUGGAGAGCUCAGAACAGAGCCAAAGAUGUGCUUGUGGUGCUGAUGUCCAAUCUGCUGGUGCUGCUUCAGGAGAAGGAUCAGAAGCUGAUCUUUGCCAAUCUGGAUGGAAAGCCAGCAGUGCUCUCUCUGCAGAGGCUGAUAGUAAGAGAGGCGGCCCACAGUGACCGAGUAAUGUAUCUGAUCUCCACGUCUGAUGAGAAGGCUGAACUGUACGAGUUCAUUGUCUCCAGUGUAGAGGAGCGCACCAGCUGGUGUCAGGAAAUCUGGCAGACCAUUGAGAAUUUCUCACAUGUAAUUGAAGAGAAUGAGGAGGACCUCUCAAAUCAUUAUGACUUCUCUGAGAGGCUCAGGAGCUAUCACGAGAAUCUGUUUGUGAUUGAUUCUCAGUUGGAAGGGUUGCUGCAGGACAGGCUGAGACUCUUCAGUGUAAUGUCUGAGACCCUGACGGACAGUUCAUCUCUGCCCAAGCGCCUACUGCCAAAGUGCAGCACCACUGACCUCCUGCAGGGGGCAAUAACAGAUGCGGAGAGUCUGCAGAAUCUGCUGGUAGCUGGUGAGAGUGACGUUCCUCCUCCCCUGGCUACGGACAGCGUGGACACAGGGCUGCCAUUCAGAAAAGCCACCACCAUCACAGACUUGACUAAAAAUGGGCGCGGGCUGCAGGAUGGUUCUAGAGACAGGAACCAGAGACCCAACUCUGAUCCACAUCUGAGAGAGCUCUUUCUGGACAGCCUGGAGCUUUCUGCUGAUGAUGAGACAGACGCUGUGUGGAACUCUCCUCUUCCUCCACCUCCUCCUUAUUCCUUUAAUACCCAGCUGUUGGACACAGUGGCCAGUCUGACCCAGAAGCUCUACAGUUUGCAGGUUGCAAUGGCUCAGCAGGACAGCGAGGUUGGGGUCCUCCGCGCAGCGCUGGCCGAGCGCCCGUCCCGUAACCGUGGAGACAGCCUCCUGGUGCAGGAGAAGCAGCGUCACCUGGAGAAGCAGCGUGAGGAGCUACUGCACCUGCAGAAGGUCUACAACCAGCAGAAGCAGGAGCAGGCUGAGUGGGAGCUGGAGCACCAGCGCCACCAGCUGGAGCACCAGGCACUUCAGCAGCAGCUCAGACAGAGGGAGGAAGAGUGCGCAAGGCAGGAGGCACUGCUGGCAGAGCAGCGCGACGCCCUGCACCAAAGCCGGCAGGAGUAUCAGCAGGACCUGGAGCGACUACGGGAAAGCGCUCGCACUGUGGAAAAGCAGAGGGAGCAGCUGGAGCAGCAGCAGAAAAAGUUAAACAAACCCAACAUCGCUAACCCUGGACCCUCCUUCCACCUGGAGCCCCCUCAGGCCCCUCCACUCUACCCUGUAGACAACAUCUACCCCAGCCCUGAACAUCAUGUCAGGCCCAGCGUGUCCUCAACCAACUUCCAAGAGCGCCCCCCUCAGGUGCCCCCACGCAAAGAGAGCAUAAUGGUGUCUCCAAUCAAACAGGACGUCCCCAUCCAGCUCGUCAGCACCACCAACGAGUCCAUCAAACCCAGCUCUGUUCAGCAGCAGAUCCCCACCAAACUGGCCGCCAAUAAGGGCCGGGAGAAAAGCAGCAGCAGGGGCAAGAGCCACCAGCGCACCAACAGUGCAGCUUCUAUAGAAGUAUCUUAUUUGAUUCCUAUUAAACCGGGGAAAGAGGGAGGCAGUCUGAAAGCCAGGAGACCCACCAGCCCCCGCUCACUUCCAGCAGAUCUGUACAUCCCUCCAGGACUUGUGCUUAACACAAAGCCCCCCUUACACUCCAGCACACACUCCUCCAAUACACACUCCGUCCGAAAGCCCAGCCACGGGUCAGCCCCUCAUCAGCCGGAUCACUGUAAAAAAAAGGACAGCAGCAGCAGCAACAGAGAGGACAUUUACUACUGUUAACUGAACUGAACAGCACGGCACUCGCAGGCCUAGCCUUCACAUAAUCAAUCCUUAUUCUGCUGUUUUGCAGGCAGGAUUAAAGAGGGCGGAGCUUUAAAACAUUACUGCAGUGCACUGAGAACUGGACACCCCUGCAGUUCUCUCUGGAGGCCUCUGUAGCUCUGUGUGGACAGGUUAAGAUUGUGCAGAGAUCUGCUGUUGUAAAUAAGUGUAUUAUUUGUAUAUAAAGUUAUUCAGGUUUAGGUACUGUAAAGGAAUUCGCCACAAAAAGUAAUUGAAGCAGUCAUUAGUUUUUUGCAUAUUAGCUGCAUAUAAGAUAAAGUAUUUCCUUCUUUUUUUUUUUACCAGAUUGUGCUUUUAUUUUGAAAUCCUCUGGCCUUUUAAAAUAAGCCUGGCGUCUGCAUUGGCCGGAUUUGGGCGAGUUUAUGUAAAAUAUCACUAAUCAGGCCUCAAGAAAAGAGUCUUUAUUAUGGGUUGAUGAAAAAAACUGGACUACUGCCUCAAUGUGUUAAAAAUCAGGUAUUCUGCUACUGAGCUUUCUGGGGUUUUCUGGACUUUAUUAAACUGAUUGCAUUAAUUUCUGAGCUGAUCGAGGGAGUUAAUGUAGUUUGUGUCACUGUUGUAUAUGAAGGUUUUAGUGCUGGUUUUAUUACAAACAAUUACCAACAUUUGCCUGUGAUUCUGUGGUCUGGAAAAAUAAACAAGAGAAAAUCA